AUGCCUGGUUUCGAUGAUCAAAAUUCGGCUGCUCAAGCCACCUCAAAUGCCACUCCAGGCUUUAACCACACCCUGGCUAUCCCCGAUAUUGAUGAAGAUGCUGGGCCAAUUGAGGUCCCAGCUUCAAGAUCUUCCGUCGCAGAAACUCAAGGACUUAUGCAUUCAUUGAGUCUCGAAAACAAAACCAAUGGACGAAGAGGUUCGCGAAACAGCUUUGGUGCUGCUCUGCCAAUUCCUCGUGCAAAGCGCCAAUCCCGUCUCUCAUCUGUUGUCACCCAAGACAGACCUUCAAGACCUGGAAUGCCAGCUAUUCAGCCCACCCGCGAGAUCCUCUCCUCCCAAGUCCAAGAUAUGUCUAAGGUUAAGACCGAGGCUGCAAAGAAUAUGGCAUUCGCUUUUGAUAUCGAUGGUGUUCUCGUUCAUGGUGAUCGUCUCAUCCCCGAAGGAAAGAGAGCAUUGGAGAUCUUGAACGGUGACAAUGAGCUCGGUAUCAAAAUCCCACACAUUUUCUUGACCAACGGUUCCGGAAAGGUUGAGCCUACUCGUUGCGCUCAACUCUCCCAGAUUCUUGGAAACCCUGUUGCGACCGAACAAUUCAUCCAAUCCCACACCCCUAUGUCUGCCUUAGCCGAAUAUUACGAUACUGUCUUGGUUGUUGGUGGUGAAAACUACCAGUGCCGAGCAGUCGCCAAAUUGUACGGAUUCAAGGAUAUCGUCGUACCAAACGAUAUUGUAGCCUCCAUCCCUACCAUCUCCCCCCUCAAGGAAUUCUUCACCGCCGAACAACGUGCCACAUCCACCCCAAGAGACUUUAGCAAAGUCAAGAUCGAUGCCAUCCUUGUCUUCUCUGAUUCUCGCGAUUAUGCCACCGAUCUCCAAAUCAUCAUGGAUCUCCUCCAAUCUGAGGAUGGUGUUAUCGGCACCUACGCCAAGGACCCUGUCUCCCAACGUAUCCCCAUCUACUUCUCUCAAGGAGAUCUCUUGUGCCCUACUGAGCACCCAACUCCCCGUAUGUCCCAAGGUACUUUCCGUAUCGCUCUCGAGGCUAUCUACAAGUCCAUCACUGGAGUUGAACUCGAGCGUGUCGUUUACGGAAAGCCUGAAUUGGCUACAUACAAAUAUGCCGAUGAGAUCAUGACAUCUUGGAUGGAGACCAUCCACGGCGAGGAGAAGUUGCCAGAGAACAUCUACAUGAUUGGUGACAACCCAGCAUCUGACAUCAUCGGUGGAAACAACUACGGCUGGAACACUUGUUUGGUCCGCACUGGUGUGUUCCAAGGUGGUGAGAACGACGUGGAGAACCCAGCCAACUUCGGUGUCUUCCCCAACGUUUUGGAAGCCGUCCAAACUGCUUUGAGAAAGGAAUUGGGUGCUGAUUUCAGAAUGAACUGGAGCGAUUCCAUGAACCCAGUUGUUGGCGAUUCAUCUGCCAGCGCCAUCGAGUAG
Molecule: messenger RNA, 1446 nt
Organism: Sclerotinia borealis F-4128
Lineage: Eukaryota; Fungi; Ascomycota; Leotiomycetes; Helotiales; Sclerotiniaceae
Source: the annotation of a GenBank genome assembly